This is a messenger RNA of Malaclemys terrapin pileata, 3802 nucleotides long. RefSeq names its product zinc finger C3HC-type containing 1 (gene ZC3HC1). The record is from RefSeq and is a predicted model, not a curated record. Bases 9 to 1508 code for a protein of 499 amino acids. Gene Ontology annotation, cellular component: nucleus. Gene Ontology annotation, molecular function: zinc ion binding. Lineage: Eukaryota; Metazoa; Chordata; Testudines; Emydidae. The transcript is spliced from 10 exons.
GGACCAAGAUGGCGGCGCCCAGCGCUGCUGCCCCGGAGAGCGAGGAGGGGCCCGGGGGUAAACCGAAGUCCCCAGCCGUCACCCCGCAGAAGAUCCGGGAGCUGAUAGACGGGGGCAUCGCCCCGGAGGAGCCCGGCCUGGAGGGAAAGGACACGUCUGCCUUGUCAGAAUCAACUAAUGGCUCUUCGCAAACAGAUGCUCUUCCUUUUGAGACAACUAGUAAAGAAGCCUUCUUCAGCAGAGUAGAAACGUUUACUUCUUUGAAGUGGGCAGGCAAACCUCAUGAGCUGUCCCCCCUGAUAUGUGCCAAAUAUGGAUGGACCAAUAUAGAGAGUGACAUGCUGAAGUGCUCCAGCUGCCAGGCCUUCCUCUGUGCAAGUUUGCAGCUGGCAUUUGACUUCAACAAGUACAAGGAGAGGUGUGCAGUGCUGAAGAAAGCUUUGUGUACUGCCCAUGAGAAGUUCUGUUUCUGGCCAGACAGCCCCUGCCCAGAUCGCUUUGCUGUUUUACUGGUUGGCGAGCCCAUAGCCCUUGUCAGUGACUUCCUGGAUCGCUUUCAAAGCCUGUGUCAGCUAGAACUUCAGCUGCCCUCCCUGAAACCAGAGGAUCUGAAAAAUAUGUCCUUGACAGAAGAUAAAAUCAGCCUUCUCCUGCAUCUGAUCGAGGAGGAACUCGAAUGCAAAACCGAAGGGGAGAAAACACCAAUGAAAUUGGGCUCUGACCUCUUUCAAGUACAUGUCCCCGCCUGCAUCCUGGCCCUCUGCGGCUGGGCUUACAGCCCUUCGCCAGGGUCCAUGCACCUCCCGGUGAUCACGUGUUCCCGCUGCAUGAGGAAGGUGGGGCUGUGGGGUUUCCAUCAGAUUGAGUCUUCCAUGCUCGAAUUGGACUCUUCCUUUGGAUUCAGCAGCACUCCCACCACGCCCACAGAGGCACGCUCGGACCGAGCCCCACUGGUGCCCACGUCUCCCCACAGGAUGAUCACGAGAAGCCAGGACACGACGUUUCCUCCGGGCUCGGAGCAGCACGAGAAGAGCCCAUCCCCCGUGACAGCCCGUAUGCGGAGCUGGGAUGGCUCGAGCCCCAUGGACCGGGCCGAGCCGGAGGCGUCAAGCCCGUCGCCGAGGAGCCGCCCGGUGACCCGCAGCAUGGGGCAGGGGGACAGCGUGGAGGUGCCAUCCAGCCCUCACAGGAGAGCCAAGCGGGCGCGCCUCUGCUCUUCCAGUAGUUCGGACACUUCCACCAGAAGCUUCUUCGAUCCCAGCUCUCAACACCGCGACUGGUGCCCUUGGGUCAACCCAGUGCAGGAGAAGGCCGUCUCAGAGGACACCGGCGACCAAUCGGAGCUGACAUCUGUGAAGGCGGAGCCUGGCUGGCGGGUGGUGCUGAAUGUUCUCCUGGCCGCCAGGAAAUCAAACAGAGCAGCUGACGCAGAGCUUGUGAGCAUCUCAGUAAAAUCCUGCAAGGUGUUCCGGAUCUUCCGGCAGUGGGAAGCCAUGUGCUCCUCCUGAAGACCCCCGGCCAGGGAACGCCUGCCAGGCGGGCUGCAUGGGACAUUGGGUUGGAUUAGAGAGCUGCUUUGCAGUUGCUUGCCAGGCAGCUCCUGGAGCCGCUCCUCCAGGCCCGGCAAGCAACGGGAGCCCUUUCCUGGGGGAUGCAGGUAAUUUGGGGGUGCCCAAAGCACGGUGUGAAGGCCACACUCUGCCCUGGCUGUAAACCGUACCCACUGCAGCUCUCAGAGCUGCUGGCUUGGGGCAGCCCCCCGCCGGCUCUGCCUUUCCCCCACCUCCAACCAGAGCAGGCUCCAGGCGGGGAGGAUCUUUUCUGCCAAGGAACUACGUCCAUUUCAUAGAUUAGUGCAGCAGACGGGCCGAGGCCUGUCCCUCACUGCACACCAUACAGGGGCCUAUGAGCCAGGGCCCUGCUGGCUUGGGGAUGUGAUGACAGGUAGUAAUAAAAUCUUUCACUGUUGUUUUUUUUUUUUUUUUCCUUAGCUGUCUGGCGCUCCUUCCUGCGGGGGUGGGGCUGAUCAGUGACAUGCAGCCUUAGGCCUGGGCAGUCAUACACAGAUCUGUUCUGCUGGGGUCCCUGCUCCCCACACACGGGCACAGCACCUCCCCCAAUUCCCUGCCAGCAAGUACCUUUCCUGCUCCACCGCCAGGCUCGGGGUGUCUCGCCAGAAGCUCUGGCACCUCAGAGCCGGGCUGGCUUUGUCCGCAGGCUGGCACGAGGGAGCUUAGAGGAGGGGGAGGAUCCAAUCGCAGCUGCAGGGUCAUUUUCUACAAGGUCCCACAGAACCCGUGAUGCCUUGACUGCACUUCUGCCGUGCUCACGAUGACCCAGGAAUCGCACCGUGAACUUCCAGCCCAGUUUGGCCAACCCAAGAAGUUUGAAGAAGCAUCUGCACAUGCAGGAGCUUGGCUCUCCAGCAGGUCAACGCAGAGAAAGAGGAGGCCGUUCUGUAGCCAGAACUGGUUCCCUAAAUCUACCCCCGCCAGUGUCUCUUCUUCCUCCUACUCCUUUCUCUCUGGAAAGUAGUUGUAAUUCUGAAUUCAGAUGGUGCCACUCAUCCCAUAGAUCCCAGGAUGCUUCACAUGUUAUACCCCCCUGGCAUCACUAAAAUGCAGCUACCUCUGGUGUGGAGCACAGCAGCGAGCCAGUGCAAUGCACAAUGCUGGCAGAGGCUGUUCAAGGACACUGAGCAAACCCUCUUGAGAAGGAAGUUGCAAGGCUCUCUAAUAGCCACACUGCACAGGUUGGACCUCUGCAAAUUUCAUGUCUGCCCUGCAUGGAACUCUGCCUUGGAGGAUGACAAACUAAGCUAAGAUACCCCUGCUGGGAUUCAAACUCCUGCUUCUAGGGAAUCUGGGCAUGUCCAACUGUCUUCACUAGGAGGACCAAGUACUGAUUUUGCCCCUAAAUGGCCCCCUCAAGGAUUGAACUGCCAACCCUGGGUUUAGCAGGCCAAUGCUCAAACCACUGAGCUAUCCCUGCCCAAAUAGUGGCACAAGAGCUCCCAAGCCCCACAAAUUACAUGAUGGAAACUACCUGUGUUCGAGCCCCUGAAUGCAGCCAACCGAGAAUCCUAAGAGCCGGCCAAGUAAAACCCCCCGCCGGGAAACUUCUUCCACAAGAAGGGUUGUGGUUAUGGACAGACCUGGCUCCGGCUGAUUCAUGAUCAAACAGCCGGCUCGCUGGCAGCGCAGGGGUAGGUGUCACAUGGCCACUCCAGCCAGAGGCCUUGCAGUCAGUGCAGGAUUGGUGCCUGUCAGCACCAUCUACUGUUGCUGUUGCAGCAUGCGCGUCCCUUCCAGGGGAUCCCCCCCGACUCACCCCACCCAGGCAGUGCUCCCUUUCGUUUCUAUCGGGGGUUCCUCUUCCUUUCCAAAUUGGACUCUGUCACCUACAUUUUUUCUCAGCUACAAGCUGAGGUUUAAUAUUCCUAUGUCCACCUCCAGCCUCUUUACCAACAUGGAUUAAAACCCAUAAUGCCCCUAUCAGGUAGGUCAUAUUAUAUUAUCCCCAUUUUACAGUUGUGGAAACUGAGCCAGCGAAGUUAAGAUUUCCCCAGGGACCUAAAACAUGAUCACGAGCUGCGAAUAGAAUCAGACCCCAGCAACCCCCUGCUUUAACCUUCCCAGAACUGGGCGUAGAACCCAGGAGUCCUGAUUCCCAACUACCUGAUCCAACCACUCAAUGAGACAGAUUCAAACUAAUAUUGUUUUUCCCUCUGCAAUUAAGGCACCUACUUUAAAAAACAACAACUUGUUAUUGGGGUAAAGUUACAAUAAAAUGUUUAACAAAC